Messenger RNA from Micropterus salmoides (largemouth bass), 1750 nucleotides. RefSeq names its product putative transporter SVOPL. The record is from RefSeq and is a predicted model, not a curated record. The transcript has 16 exons. Gene Ontology annotation, biological process: transmembrane transport. NCBI's taxonomy places the organism in Eukaryota, Metazoa, Chordata, Actinopteri, Centrarchiformes, Centrarchidae. Gene Ontology annotation, cellular component: membrane. The coding region runs from base 160 to 1659 and encodes 499 amino acids. Gene Ontology annotation, molecular function: transmembrane transporter activity.
CCGGUCCCGCUUUAAGCUUCUCUAUGGCCGAUAUUCACCGUUUGCUCCCAGAGAGCCCGUUUAAACCAUAGACUGUAUAGAAAAAGGUUUAAACCCGCGGUUUAAGGUUUCUGCCCCAGGAUGUCCGCGGGGUCUUAAAAAGUCUAAAAAGUUUUCAGGAUGACUGAUGGUAUGAAGACCGAGCUGGUGAGCGCCAUCCACCUGCAGGAGGUGGAACUGCAGGAGAAGCCUGCAGACAAGGAGCAGGGCAGCAAGAACAACAACAAUGCAGCUUAUGAGACGUUCACUGUCGAGGACGCCGUGGAAACUAUCGGCUUCGGACGCUUUCACAUCAUGCUGUUCGUCAUCAUGGGGAGCUCCAACAUAGUGGAGGCCAUGGAGAUCAUGCUGCUGGCUGUGGUUUCUCCCGAGAUUCGAUGUGAGUGGCGUCUGGAAGACUGGCAGGUCGCUCUGGUCUCCACAAUGGUGUUUCUUGGCUUCAUGGUUUGUGGAGUUCUGUCAGGAUACAUCGCUGACAGAUACGGACGCUGGAAGGUGGUGUUUGGAGGAUUCGUGUGGAGCGCCUACUUCUCUCUGCUCACCUCAUUUGCGCCGUCCUACGGUUGGUUCAUCUUCCUGCGCAGCAUGGUGGGCUGCGGCGUGGCCGGCGUGUCGCAGGGGUUUGUGCUGAAGACGGAGUUCAUCCCGGAGAAGUACCGAGCGUUCCUGCUGCCUCUGGCGACUGUCUUCUGGAUGCUGGGCUCCAUGCUGAUCAUCCUGCUGGGGAUGUUGGUGGUCCCCACUCUGGGCUGGAGGUGGAUGAUCCGGAUCUCCGUCAGCCCCAGCAUCAUCCUCAUCUUCCUCUUCAAGUUUGUCCCUGAGUCGGCUCGUUACAACGUGUCUGCAGGAAACAUUCAGGCGGCUCUAGAAACUCUGCAGAAGAUCGCUAAAAUGAACGGGGCGUCUCUUCCUCCGGGUCGACUGGUGGAGCCGGCUGUGAAAGAGCGAGGCAGCUGGAGGAUUCUGCUCAGUCCGGUCUUCAGGAGGACGACCUUACUGCUCUGGUACUCAUGGUUCGUGGCGUCCUUCGCCUACUACGGCUCGGUGCUGAGCAGCUCGGAGCUGCUGGAGAAGAACUUGCUGUGUGUGACGGACGCAGAUCAGGAGCAUCAGAUCAAACACCGCCAGCAGGACGGACUGUGCUACUGCAUCCCCUUCGCUCUCAGCGACUACCAGACGCUGCUCAUCAGCUCGCUGGGAGAGGUCGCACUGGUCCCGUUAAACAUCUGCAUGCUGAACAUCUGGGGACGGAAGAUCAGUCUGAUGGUGCUGCAGCUGCUGUCGGCCAUUUUGUUCAUGUUGGUCAACAUCUGCACCACCAUGUUUGGGUUCACGGUGUUGCUGUUCCUGCUCCGGUCUCUGGUCUCCAUGAACUUUAAUGUGGUUUAUAUUUACACCGCUGAGGUGUAUCCCACUGUGGCUCGGUCUCUGGGGAUGGGCUUCUGUACGUCGUUCAGUCGUAUCGGAGGAAUGAUCGCUCCGUUCAUCGCUCAGGUGUUGAUGUCUCAGUCAGUGAUUCAGGCUCUCACUCCGUUCGCUGUGGCCUGUGGAGUCUGCGCUAUCGGAAACUUUCUGCUGCCUAUAGAAACUAAAGGACGAGCUCUGCUGCAAAACUCCUGAUGACUUCUCCAAACAAAGUGUCUGUUACUGUUUGUCGUUUUAUCGUUGUUAAGUCUGAAAUAUGAAGAUAUUAAAUGUGUUACUGACAUCA